This is a messenger RNA of Cornus florida, 1777 nucleotides long. RefSeq names its product heat stress transcription factor A-6b-like. Gene Ontology annotation, biological process: regulation of transcription by RNA polymerase II. Lineage: Eukaryota; Viridiplantae; Streptophyta; Magnoliopsida; Cornales; Cornaceae. Bases 512 to 1534 code for a protein of 340 amino acids. The record is from RefSeq and is a predicted model, not a curated record. Gene Ontology annotation, cellular component: nucleus. Gene Ontology annotation, molecular function: DNA-binding transcription factor activity; RNA polymerase II cis-regulatory region sequence-specific DNA binding. The transcript is spliced from 2 exons.
CCGGAGUGUAGCUAAUCCUUACAGAAAAGAACAACAGAAAAAUGCUGCUGCCAAACGACUUUCCCAAAGGAGAAAGAGAUGAGGAGCAAUGAAAAAACCACUGGCUUCUUUUUUGUAUCAUCAGCUUCCUACCUAUACAUACACACAAAAACUCAUAUAUGUAUUCUGUAUAUGUUAUUAUCACGUAUUUAUAAAUAGAUUAAUCUCUGUUCGUAUCAGCCCUUUUUUCUCUAAGCUUUUCCUUCUCUAUAUAUCCAAAACUUGUUCCAAUUUCUUAUCUCCAUUUCUUUGAUUGCCAGUCCUCUCUCUGUGUCUUUUUCUCCUAGUAAACUAAAUGUUAGUUUUUUUUUUUUUUUUCCUUAUUUGAAGUUCAUACAGAACUUCAUUGGCCAUAUUAGGCCUGUAGAUCAGACAUAUUAGACACCAUAUAUAUUGAAAUUAAUAUCAAACAUAGAAGAAAAUCAAAGCAGAACAUCAUAAACAUUUGAUAUUACUUGCACAAAUUCCAAAUAUGAACCCUUUAGGCUCAAUGAAGGAGAAGUUUCUGGAAUCGAGUUCGAAAUAUGCCGGUGAGCCACUGAGGGAUGUUCCUCAACCAUUGGAGGGACUUCAUGAUGAAGGACCCGCUCCUUUCCUCACCAAAACCUACGAUUUUGUCGAUGACCCGAACACGGAUCAUGUUGUUUCUUGGAGCAGAGGAAACAACAGUUUUGUUGUCUGGGAACCCCAGACCUUUGCCAUCAAUCUCCUUCCCAAGUUCUUCAAGCAUAACAAUUUUUCAAGCUUUGUCAGGCAGCUCAACACUUAUGGCUUUAGAAAGGUUGAUCCAGAUAGGUUGGAGUUUGCUAAUGAAGCAUUUUUGAGAGGACAAAAGCAUCUUCUGAAGAACAUUAAUAGGAGGAGAAAAACAGUACCUUCCCAUCAUCACAAGACUUCACAGGCUCCACCAGACCCUUGUGUUGAAGUAGGUCAGUUUGGACUGGAUGUGGAAGUUGCACGGUUGAGGCGAGACAAGCAUGUUCUAAUGGAGGAGUUGGUGAAACAUAGACAGCAACAGCAGGAUACUGGAGCUUACCUCAAAGCAAUGGAUGAAAGACUAAAAGCCGCAGAGAUGAAACAGCAAAAGAUGAAGAGUUUCGUGGCAAGACUAAUACAGAAUCCGAGUUUUGUACAGCAAUUACUCCAACAAAAUGAUAUGAGAAAAGAGAUUGAGGAAGCUAUUGGUAAGAAGAGGAGGAAGCAAAUCCAGCAAGCUCCAAGCAAUGAAAGAGGCGACGAAAUAGGCCAAGUUGGGAUGGAAAGAACUCAGAUUAAAGUAGAACCUCAAGAUUAUGGUGACCUUUCCGGAUUCCAUGAUUUUGGGCUGGAGAAAAUUGCUAGUGAUGAAGUGCUUGAUGAGGGAUUUUGGGAAAAUUUAAUGAAUGGGGAGAUUGAAGAAGCAAUUGGUUUACUGGAUGGUGAAGUAGAAGAAGAAGAAGAAGAUGUUGAUAUUUUAGCUGAGCAGCUUGGUAUAUUGGAUUCUAUUCCAAGAUAGUGUAUAGUUUAUUCUAGCUUGUUAAUUUUAUGUUUGUCUGCUUCAAUAAUCUGGUUAGGAGACAUUAAUAUUUCUUGUGUUCUUUCUGAUUUGUGUUUUUAAGAAAAUUAUUAUAAUUCAUCUUCGGAAGAACGAAGCAAUUCCAAGAGUAAAGAAAUGAAACAAUGUAAGCUUCUUUCACAACGGAUUUUAGGUUCCUUUGGUGGAGAUUGUUCGGAUAUUUGAAUAUUAUUAAUGUUUAUA